GUCAAACAUUUGUCAUUUUGUCAUGGAAUCGUCAAUUGAACGGAAUGGAAUAGCGAGGUGAAAAAUAAAGUGCGUAAUUGUUUAUAAGCAACGCUUGAAACUUAUAUCAAUAUGCAAAUUCUUUAAACACUUUAACAGUGUCAUGUCGAUUUCCGCGUCUUGUUUGCCUCGCUAGCCUAGUUUAAUUGUAUUUUAGUUGUAAGUCCACCUGUUAUCAUUUCAUAGAUUAUUAUUUUUAUCUUCAGUUGUGUUAAUAUAUUUUUAUAAUGUAUCCACGAUGUGGUAGUAAUGGUUCAAUCCAAAAUAUACACCAGACACCGUCGUCUUCCAACCAGAACACGGAAGAUGAAGAUGACAGUGGAGACAACAAGGCAUCUGCACUGAGUUUUAAGGAAAGAAGGAGAGAGGCUCAUACUCAGGCUGAACAGAAAAGAAGAGAUGCCAUUAAGAAGGGCUAUGAUUCCCUUCAGGAGUUGGUACCAACUUGCCAGCAAACAGAUGCAUCAGGAUACAAACCAAGCAAAGCAGCCGUACUUCAAAAAUCUAUAGAUUACAUCCAAUACUUACUACAGCAGAGGCGAAGGCAGGAAGAUGAGCGAAAUGCGUUGCGCAAAGACGUGGUGGCGUUGCGCAUAAUGCAGGCUAACUACGAGCAAAUCGUGAAGGCGCAACAUUCAGUACCAGGGCACAAUGAACAAAGACUUACUGACCAAGAUAAGUUUAAAGUGUUCCAGGGUAUAAUGGACAAGUUGUUCGAGUCGUUCGAGUCGGUGCCGACAAAUAACUUUGCGGAGUUUUCGGCGGGAGUGUUCAACUGGCUCGAAGAAUACUGCAAGCCCCAGUCGCUGAGAACUAUGGUUCACGGCGUGUUGAGGGAGCAAAGUUAUACGCCAUAAAUACAUUACAUACAUCCAUACAUAUUGUCUUGUUUAGUAGUCAUAAACAUGACAUGGUACUACUAAUUGAGCUUCGAUAUAAUUGACGUGAUUGUUAUUAUUAUAUAAAAUUUUAUUUCUUUGAUCUUUUUUGACGGUUGUAAUUUUUUAAAUUAGUUGUUUACUGUUCCUAUCAGGUUUAAAUAUGAAAUCUUAUACUUUUUUAAAUUGUGAACUUUAAAUAUUUUUCGAAGUUUUAUUGGUAGUUACUUUUCUAUUACUGAAUUGCUCUGUUUUACCUUAUAUAGAUUACAUACAGUUUAAUAUUUAUCUGCCAAAUAUACAUAAGCAGAUAUAAGCGAUAGAGCGAGUGAUAACGUCGUAAUAAUAUGUUCAUGUGAUAAGAAAACUCGUAUCUUCACUCCUAUUACAUAUUCGUUCAAUGUUAUUCAAUUUGCACAAAUAAGACGUAUAUUAUUAUAUGUUUAUUGUUAUUGGAAUUUAUAUCUAUUAAUUAGAUAAUUUAAAUAUAUACAAUACAUACUAUAAUUAGUAUGAAAUUUUACUAUGUUAUUUGGAUAAAUGUAUAUGAAAUUAAAAAUAUGGACAUAUAUUUAUAGUAGAGAUGUGCCGACUAUGGCUCUUGGCGACUAGCAGAUUUCGGUUGGAAAGAAUACUACGGAUAUUUGAAGAAUUAUCAGGCAUACUAAUAAUUAUUUUAUUAUAGUUAUUAGUAAUUUUUUAUAACCCUUUCUUAAAUAGUUUAUCGUUUUUAACAAAUCCAUGUCAUUCUUUUGCCACUGUGUGAAGCAGUGGACUGCAUGUCUUCUCAUUUCCUGAUCUUAUCUUAAGUACUUAGAUAAAUAAGUUACUACUUUGAGUAGUGUAACAUAUCAUACUAUUUUCUCGUCAGAUAUCAUCAUACCAUUUACUCCACAAUCUGUGGCGUUCACACUACAUACAAAUUUUAUCUUUACUAUUGCUACUCGCACGUUUUACCGUUUCAUCGCGGAUUACUAAAAUCGUCGAAUAGUCGGCACAUCUCUAAUUUUUAGAUUCCAAUAUUCUAUUUAUUUCUUAUAAGAAAUCAAAAGUUAUUUUUGAAGAUCAUGCUUAUCAUGUAAGCUUUGUGAUAAAAAAAUGUUCGCCUUAAAGAAUUUGUUCAAGAAUACGAAUGUCAAUAAAUGAUAGUGCCUUCAACAGUUUGCUGUUUUCAAUGUAAAAUAAACAUAUGUUUCGUUA
Spodoptera frugiperda (fall armyworm) is the source of this 2117-nucleotide messenger RNA. RefSeq names its product max-like protein X (gene bigmax). The coding region runs from base 267 to 896 and encodes 209 amino acids. The record is from RefSeq and is a predicted model, not a curated record. Lineage: Eukaryota; Metazoa; Arthropoda; Insecta; Lepidoptera; Noctuidae. Gene Ontology annotation, biological process: regulation of transcription by RNA polymerase II. Gene Ontology annotation, molecular function: DNA-binding transcription factor activity, RNA polymerase II-specific; RNA polymerase II cis-regulatory region sequence-specific DNA binding; protein dimerization activity. Gene Ontology annotation, cellular component: nucleus. The transcript is spliced from 5 exons.